Messenger RNA from Caenorhabditis elegans, 899 nucleotides. RefSeq lists its product as uncharacterized. Lineage: Eukaryota; Metazoa; Nematoda; Chromadorea; Rhabditida; Rhabditidae. The record is from RefSeq and is marked reviewed.
GCUUAGCAUGUGCCAACGAAUGUACUUCCAUUCCGUCUCCAGUUGUGAGAAUUCUUGAUUUUUUAAAGUUCCAGAUCCUCGACUAUUCUAGAAUUACAUUAUUUUAUAAUUUAACAAGAGAUCUCAAAAUAUGAAUGAAGCAACACGUCGCGUGCUCCAUGAUUUGAAAGCUCUAACUGAAAGCAGAAAACAAAUGGAAAAAGCUGGAUUAUUGUCUCCACAAGAACUUAGUCGUAAAAUCUGCAUCGAAGAGCAAAUGAAGUUCGAGAUUGCAGAAUGUUUGAGGAAAGCUCAGGAGAAAGCUGAUGAGAAAAAACGAGAAAAUGAGAAAGUAAUUGGACAAUUGACAUAUAGACUUGAAAGAAAGAUUCGAGAAAUGAAUAGAUUAAAAGAAGAAGAAGAAUAUAUGGAAGAAGUCGAUAAACGAUAUGAAGCUCGGUUGAAUAAAGAGAGAGAAGAGAAAAUGAAAAAUGGAUUGGAAAUUAUAAAAAUUGAUCAAUUGGAGGAUUGGAAUGUAGAUGGAAAAAUUGAAAAGAACGAAACCAAGUCUAAGGCUAAAAAGGGCAGAAAGAAGAACAAAUCAAAAUCUAAAAGCAACAAAAAUAUCGAAAAGAAUCUUGAAUCUCUUUCCCUAUAAGUUUUUUUAAUUCUCAAAUUUAAGCUCUCAUUUAUCUCGUGAUGUUCCUUGGCAAUACCACUUUCGAUCGUUUCUCAUAUCUUUGUAAUAUUGAAUAUUAACUAUUUUUAUGCAUCCCUUGAUUUUUCACUCGUGUCUGAAAUAUCAUUCCAAGCCAAAUCGAAGAACUCCAUCUAUUACAUUCAACUCGUGCUCAAUUCAAAUGUAUUACUUUUCAGUGUUAAUUAUUGUAAAACAUUCUAAUAAAAACAAGUCUUAUAUU